Messenger RNA from Ilex paraguariensis (yerba mate), 1981 nucleotides. The record is from the annotation of a GenBank genome assembly. Lineage: Eukaryota; Viridiplantae; Streptophyta; Magnoliopsida; Aquifoliales; Aquifoliaceae.
CUCAUUUAUCCUGACUUUCCAAACCCCGGUGCAUGUUGCGUUAACACCACCCAUAAAGGGAAAAACAAUAAGAGUAGAGAAACUGUUUGACAGAGAGACCAAGAGAUUGAGAGAGAGAUGGCAUCGGAGAAGGUGGUAGAGACGAUGAUAGUAGGGAAUUAUGUAGAGAUGGAAACUGAAGGGAAGCCUGAGGACUUGAAGUCAAAGAUUUAUGGGUUGUUUUGGCAUGGUGGCUCAGCUUAUGAUGCUUGGUUUAGCUGUGCUUCAAAUCAGGUGGCUCAAGUUCUACUCACACUACCAUACUCAUUUUCUCAGCUGGGGAUGCUCUCUGGCAUAAGCUUUCAGCUCCUCUAUGGUUUGAUGGGCAGCUGGACUGCCUAUCUCAUUAGCAUUCUCUAUGUAGAGUAUCGAACCAGGAAAGAGAGAGAGAAAGUUGAUUUCCGGAACCAUGUCAUUCAGUGGUUUGAAGUUCUUGAUGGUCUUCUUGGGAAACAUUGGAGGAACGUGGGUUUGGCAUUUAACUGCACAUUUCUUCUGUUUGGAUCUGUGAUUCAACUCAUAGCUUGUGCAAGCAAUAUAUAUUACAUUAAUGAUAAUCUGGACAAGAGGACUUGGACUUAUAUCUUCGGAGCUUGUUGUGCCACCACUGUCUUCAUUCCCUCGUUUCACAACUACCGAAUCUGGUCCUUUCUGGGGUUGAUAAUGACCACUUAUACAGCUUGGUACCUCACCAUUGCCUCUCUCCUCCAUGGACAGGUGGAAGGAGUUAAGCAUUCGGGUCCAACGAGGCUGGUACUAUACUUCACGGGAGCCACAAACAUUCUCUAUACAUUUGGGGGACAUGCUGUUACUGUAGAGAUAAUGCAUGCAAUGUGGAAGCCACAAAAGUUCAAGGCCAUAUACUUACUGGCUACACUGUACGUAUUGACAUUGACUCUUCCAUCAGCAACAGCAGUGUAUUGGGCAUUCGGGGACCUGCUUCUUAAUCACUCCAAUGCCUUUGCUCUCCUCCCAAGAUCACACUUCAGAGACAUGGCUGUCACCUUAAUGCUCAUCCACCAGUUUAUAACUUUUGGGUUCGCAUGCACACCAUUGUACUUUGUGUGGGAGAAGGCAAUAGGAAUGCAUGAGUGCAAGAGCUUGUGCAAGAGAGCAGCAGCCAGAUUGCCUGUGGUCAUUCCAAUCUGGUUUUUGGCAAUCAUCUUCCCUUUCUUUGGCCCCAUCAACUCCACCGUUGGAUCGCUUCUUGUCAGCUUCACCGUAUAUAUCAUCCCCGCCCUUGCUUACAUCUUCACCUUCAAAUCAGCCGCUGCUCGAGAGAACGCGGUGGAGCAACCGCCGAAGUUCCUAGGAAGGUGGGCAGGAGCGUACACGAUCAAUGUCUGUGUGGUAGUGUGGGUCUUGGUGGUUGGGUUCGGAUUUGGUGGGUGGGCAAGCAUGACCAAUUUCAUACACCAGAUUGACACAUUUGGACUAUUCACCAAGUGUUACCAAUGUCCUCCACAACUCCCAUCAUCACCACCACCGCACCUUUUUAACUCCACCACCGCCCCUCCUCUGUCAAACUUCACUCACCCCCACCACCUCCUCCACAAACCUUGAUCCAUCCACCCCAUAUUUGUCAACUAUUGAGCUUCACCAAGUCCUUACAACACCUACCAACCACCUCAAAAGUCAUUAUGAUCUCUCAAAACCCGUCUUUUGUCUCUCCAUUCAACCUUCGCAGACCAUAAAGAAAAAGGACAGAAAAAAAAAUACAAUUCCACUAGCAUCGGCAGGUCUUUGGCCAUCACAAAUUUGCGUCCCUACUAAAACACAUGCCCCACUUAUUGUCUCGGUCUCUUUUCUAAAAUGUUGUUUUAAGUUAGAACUCAGUUAUUUGCUUCAAAAAUGUAGUAGUAAGUAUAUGAAAAUUUGUACUUCGCCUAACAGAGCUUGUGCUUCCUUAAAUCAUUUCGGAUGUUCUCUCUCUCUCUCUCCC